ACAUCUCCCCAAAACUGAUCUCCUUCAUCCUCGAUAUCAUUUUCUGGUUUAGCCUGAACAGUCUUCCACAAACCGGUCUCCGCCUAAUGCUUCUCCAUCUCCGAUCUCAGACACCUCCUCCAUUCAUCAUCGCCUUAAAAGGGUUUUGAUUAAUUCUUCCGACAAGAAACAAAAAAUAUUCCAUCAUUGUAAUUAAAAAAAAAAAAGAUCCGAAAAUGUUCAACAAAAUCAUAAAGAAAUUCACCAAAUCAGAUCAAGAAACCACCUCCACCGUCAACACCGUCGUCCGCAGCAGCCGCCCCCCAACCACCGCUACCACAGCUCCAACACCAAACGGCGAAUCACAAUCCACAGCUCCGUCGCCUUCACAGACACCAAACCAGCCAAUGUUCACAACACCACCUUCCCUCGAAGUACUCCCCUUACUAAAAGACGUCUCUUCCUCAGACCGUCCUCUCCUCUUCAUGAAGAAGGCUCACAUGUGCUCUUGCCAAUGCGACUUCUCAGACUCACUGAUCAUGCCACGAGAGAAAGAGAUCAAAAGACAGACACUCUUAGAGCUAGUAGACUUCCUCCACUCAUCCUCAGGUAAAGUGAACGAAACGAUGCAGAGCGAGCUCAUAAGAAUGGUCUCAGCUAACAUCUUCCGUCCUCUCCCACCUGCGCAUUACGAGAACACUGGAGCUCCUCCUGAAGGGAACGAUCCCGAGGAGGAAGAGCCUUAUCUUGAGCCAUGGUGGCCUCAUUUGCAGCUUAUCUACGAGCUUCUCUUGCGUUACGUUGUCUCUUCAGAGAUAGAGCCCAGGACUGCUAAGAAGUUCAUCAACCACACGUUCGUGUCGAAGCUACUUGAUUUGUUUGACUCUGAGGAUCCUAGGGAGAGGGAAUAUUUGAAGACUGUGCUUCACAGAAUCUACGGGAAGUUUAUAUUUCACCGUCCUUUCAUUAGAUGCUCUAUCUACAACAUCUUCUACAAGUACUUGUAUGAGACUGAGAGGUGUGUUGGAAUAGGAGAGUUGUUGGAGAUUUUGGGAAGUGUGAUCAAUGGUUUUACAGUACCAAUGAGAGAGGAGCAUGUGUUGUAUCUUGUGAAAGCUAUUUUGCCGUUACACAAGUCUAAAAGUAUAUCUAUUUAUCAUCAGCAGUUGUCUUAUUGCGUGACGCAGUUUGUGGAGAAAGAUUACAAGUUGGCUGAUACUGUGAUCCGUGGGUUGUUGAAGUAUUGGCCCCUGACGAAUUGUAAUAAGGAGGUUCUGUUCUUGGGAGAGUUAGAAGAGGUUUUGGAUGUUACUGAGCCUUCAGAGUUUCAGCAUUCUGUUGUUCCUUUGUUUACAAAGAUUGGGAAGUGUCUUAACAGUUCACACUUUCAGGUAGCAGAGAGAGCUCUUUUCUUGUGGAACAAUGAGCAUAUCGUUGGCUUGAUUUCUGAGAACAAAGAUGUGAUAUUCCCUAUAAUCUUUGAAGCGUUGGAGAGGAACAUGAAAGGACAUUGGAACCAAGCGGUGCAUGGUUUGUCUGAGAAUGUUAGGAGAAUGUUUAUGGAGAUGGACACUGAGUUGUUUGAAGAGUGUGAGAAACGACAUGCGGAGAAUGAAGCUAAGGCUUGUAAGUUGUUGGAACAAAGAGAAAUGACAUGGAAGAGACUUGAAGAAGCUGCUUCUUUAGCUUCAAAGUAAUGGCUUUUUUUAGCUGUCUUCUUGGUUUACAAGAGUAAUGUUUUUUAGAAACUUUCUAAUAAUUUGUUUUAUUCUUUUAUUUCAUUUGUUUUUUUGGUCCCUUGUAAAUGGCGGCCAGGAAAGAUGAAUUCACAUGUCGUCGACCAGAUUGUCAUAGAAGUUAAGUUUAGUGCUGUUUUAUUGCAGCUUCUGAAAAACUUGGUAGCAAUCAACUAAGUGAUUUACAAGGACAGUCGACGGUGACUAUGUUUAUUUGACUACUCUUAGAUCAAUGUUUUAAAG
Molecule: messenger RNA, 1958 nt
Organism: Eruca vesicaria subsp. sativa (arugula)
Lineage: Eukaryota; Viridiplantae; Streptophyta; Magnoliopsida; Brassicales; Brassicaceae
Source: the annotation of a GenBank genome assembly